Cynara cardunculus var. scolymus (artichoke) is the source of this 1991-nucleotide messenger RNA. RefSeq names its product autophagy-related protein 16-like. Gene Ontology annotation, molecular function: protein binding. Lineage: Eukaryota; Viridiplantae; Streptophyta; Magnoliopsida; Asterales; Asteraceae. The coding region runs from base 89 to 1618 and encodes 509 amino acids. Gene Ontology annotation, cellular component: autophagosome membrane. The record is from RefSeq and is a predicted model, not a curated record. Gene Ontology annotation, biological process: autophagosome assembly. The transcript has 5 exons.
CAGAUUGAACACAAAAAACCCUAAAUAGUUCCAACUAAAAUCGAUUACUCCGAUCACGAUUCUAACCCUAUUCAUUAUCAUCACCAUCAUGUCAGAGGAUGAAAUUGCGAUACAAGCAAUAAAACAUGCUUUGAAGGCUCUUCGAAAGCGGCAUUUGUUGGAGGAGGGAGCUCAUGGGCCUGCUUUUGUAGCUCUUUCUAAACCUAUUGCAUCUCAGGGUUCAGAAUGGAAGGACAAGGCAGAAACUCUUGAGUUGGAACUUCAGCAAUGUUAUAAAGCUCAAGCUCGAUUAUCUGAGCAGCUUGUGGUUGAAGUUGCCGAGUCUAGAGCUGCAAAAGCUUUAGUUCAAGAGAAAGAAGCCUUAAUUCCUAGUCUUGAGAACGAUCUUUCUCAAGCAAGGGAUGAAUGUUCGCGCUUGAUAGCACUUUUAGAUGAAAAGACUAAAGCCCUAGAAUUGCUUAUGGAUGAAAAUAAAGAGCUCAGAUCCCAAUAUGAGGAGAUGAGAGCUAGAGCUAUCAAUGCAGAGGCUGAAAACAAGACAUUGGUUGAUCGUUGGAUGUUGCAGAAAAUGCAGGAUGCUGAGCGCCUUAACGAGGCCAAUGCUUUAUAUGAAGACAUGCUUGGUAAGCUCAAAGCCAGUGGUCUGGAGCAACUUGCUCGGCAGCAAGUGGAUGGUGUGGUCCGCCAAAGUGAAGAAGGUGCCGAGUACUACGUAGAAUCAACAAUACCGAAAACAUGCAACCAUAGGAUCACGGCUCAUGAGGGAGGUUGUGCCUCUAUAGUUUUCGAAAACAGUUCCGGUAAAUUGGUCAGUGGGGGGCAGGACCAGACUGUUAAAAUGUGGGACACAACCACAGGUCAGCUAACUCGAACCUACAAUGGUUGUUUGGGAUCUAUCCUUGAUCUCAGCAUCACCCAUGAUAACAGAUGCGUAAUUGCAGCAAGUAGCUCAAAUAAUCUAUAUGUAUGGGAUGCAAAUUCAGGCCGAGUCCGCCAUACUCUCACGGGACAUGUAGAUAAAGUAUGUGCUGUAKAUGUGAGCAGAUUCUCGAGCCGCCAUGUUGCCAGUUCAGCUUAUGACCGAACCAUCAAAGUAUGGGAUCUCAAUAAAGGUUACUGUAUUAACACAAUCAUUUUCCCAAGUAACUGCAAUGCCCUAUCUUUCAGCCCAGAUGGGCAGACUAUUUGUUCAGGUCAUGUUGAUGGGCACCUACGGUUAUGGGAUAUACAGACAGGAAAACUACUCAGUGAGGUUGCUGCACAUUCUUCUGCUGUGACCUCUAUCUCUCUGUCCAGAAAUGGUAAUACAAUACUUACAAGUGGGAGAGAUAASUUGCAUAAUUUAUUUGAUACAAGGACSCUUGAAGUWUGGGGGACAUUAAMAGCAAGUGGGAAUAGAGUUGCAUCUAAUUGGAGUAGAUCUUGUAUCAGUGCCGAUGACAAUUAUGUUGCUGCUGGAUCUGUCAAUGGUUCAGUCCAUGUCUGGUCAAUAUCUAGUGCGAACAUAGUGAGCACUCUCAAGGAACACACAGCUUCAGUAUUAUGUUGUUCUUGGAGUGGUCUUGGAAARCCUCUAGCUACAUCAGAUAAGAAUGGAAUCAUUUGUAUGUGGACAUGAUGGAUACCAUAGUUCAACCUCUUGUGACAUGCUAUCAUGUAGGAUUAAUUGGUGUGUGCUGUGCUUGUCUAUGCUGGUGAUCAAAUUAGUUUGUACAGAUAUGUUACUAUCAAUUCAUUUCAUGSAUGUGUUGUGUGAACAAGUUGACUGCUGGAGUUGAAUASUAGCUCCAGUCCCCUCAUAUUUYAGUAAUUUCAAAUUUGGGUUCCCCUAUUUAUUUUUAUGUUCAUGACUUUGACUCGAUCCAAAGACUACUACAGUUUGAAACCAGGUUCUGGAAUGGUUGGAUCUUAAGUGCUAAGUUGUUGCCUCCAAAUUCCAUACUCAUUUCAUUCCAAUUUCAUGACCACAAACAUACCCUGGACAUCAUAUA